UUAUUUAUCGUUUAUCGAUUCAUUUUGCACAAAAUAUUAUUUUGUGUUCAUCUUGUUAGAUUUGACUUUGUAUAUACAUAUAUUUUUUAAUGUGAUAAUUUAAGAUGUCUCACUCACAAUUUUAUGCUCACGAGAAUGUAAGUUUAGAUAAAAACGUUGACGCAUCAAUAAAGCCCGUCGAAACGAAGGCAGAAGAUUUGGACAGUGUAUAUGAAAUAUACAAAUGUGUAGAUUGGAUCAAAUCUAAUAAUUUCCAGAAGGUAUGCCUACAAUUUCCAGAUUAUUUGCUACCCGAUUCAAGCGAAGUUGCAUUCAAAUUGCAGUCCAUCUUAAGUCAAAUUGUUUACGUUUUAGGAGAUACUGCGUAUGAAAGUUGUUGCAUAGAUUAUAUUGCAGCUGCACAUAUCAAUGCCGAUGCAAUUAUUCACUUUGGACCAGUUUGCUUCUCAAAAACAUCUGCCAACAUUCCUUAUUUAAAUGUCUAUGAAAAACAUUUCCUUAAUGUCGAAAAACUAAAAGCCAGCUUUGAGGAAAAAUUUGGGGGUGGUAAUAGUGGAAUUACUAUUUUAAUAGACGCUGGUUAUAUACAUCUUUCAGAUGAUAUUCAAGUAGCAUUUCAAGCAUAUAAAAAUGUUAAGGUGCAAAAAAUAGAUGAGGAUCCUUUAGUCAUUAAAAAUAAGGUUAUAAUAUUUCUCGGCAGCAGUGAGAGGAAGUUGAUGAACAUAGAAUUUACUUUUCAACCCAAACAACUUUAUUACUAUGACGGAUCUAUAAAACAAUGCGAGGCCCAAACAAAAGUGCUGAAACGAAGAAAUUAUCUCAUGGAAAAAAUCAGAGAUAGUAAAACGAUAGGUAUUGUUAUUGGAACUCUUGGUGUUCAAAACUAUUUAAAAAUUAUCGAAAGAUUGAAGAGCUUAAUUAAAUCAAGGGGGAAAAAAUAUUACCUGAUUAGUGUGGGAAAACCGACCGUAGCAAAACUGGCAAAUUUUCAAGAGAUAGAAAUAUAUGUUGUAGUAACUUGUUCCCUCAGUGAAAUAUACGAAAAUCGUGAUUUCUACAGGCCCAUAGUAACGCCGUUCGAUGUGGAAGCUGCUCUGAACCCUGACCCUGAUAAAAACAUAAGGUUUUCCUACGAUUAUAAUAAUUUUUUAAACGAUAAACCGGUGGGUGAAUAUAGAGGCGAGGAAGAAACUGCAGACGUCAGCCUUUUAACAAAUAAAAUACGGACUUUAAACCAUCAAGAGGAAAGUGCUUUUAAUAUGGACUCAAAUACUUCACAAAUAGCUGUUAGGCCGGACGGUACGAUUAUGCUGAGAGGUAGUCGUGGAGCAGAGUUUUUAGCUCAGAGGUCGUGGAAGGGUUUAGAACGGGAUGUGGCGGUAAAGGAAGCGGAACUAGCCAAGGAAGGAAGAUUGGGUACUGCAAAGAAAUACCAAAACGAACCAACGUGAUACUUUUCAAGUAGAUCCUUUUAUUUUUUUAGAGUUUUUGCUGUAAAGUAAACUGAUUAUUAAUAAUGUUUAAUUUA
Anoplophora glabripennis (Asian longhorned beetle) is the source of this 1528-nucleotide messenger RNA. RefSeq names its product 2-(3-amino-3-carboxypropyl)histidine synthase subunit 2 (gene Dph2). Gene Ontology annotation, molecular function: 2-(3-amino-3-carboxypropyl)histidine synthase activity. The record is from RefSeq and is a predicted model, not a curated record. NCBI's taxonomy places the organism in Eukaryota, Metazoa, Arthropoda, Insecta, Coleoptera, Cerambycidae. Gene Ontology annotation, biological process: protein histidyl modification to diphthamide. The transcript has 6 exons. The coding region runs from base 105 to 1451 and encodes 448 amino acids.